GGAAGUGAGAAAUGGCAUUUACCUGUUUCUGCUUCCUGGGUAGGAAAAAGGAGAUUGUGGACAGUAGGAGCUGGGCAUCCCCCGCCCCUCACCUCUUUCUUUCUCCCUCCCACUGCCCUUUUCUCGUGCCGUGUAUUGGCUCCAUCCGUGCUGCCGUAUUCCUGCCGCCGAUCCCGGGAGCUGAGGUCCUGAAAGGCGCUUUCCCACCCACCGACUGUCGUAUUUCCUACUCAGGGGGCCUCCGUUCCUCCAGCCGGCGACUCUCGCUGACCUGGCGAAGGGGUGAGGGCACGAGGGCUUCAGCUAGCCCCAAUCCCAACCACCUGCCCCCAGAUCCUCGGGCUCCAGGACCCGGCAUGGCCCCUAAGAAGAAGAAGGUGGCCGUGGCGGGGGCCAGGACGGUCCUCCCUUGGGGGGAAGCGGGCGAGCCCUUGCUGGCGGAGCGGGUCCAGUACCUGCAGCAGGAGAACGCGGCGCUGAGCGAGCAGCUGAGAACCUGGCUGGCCCAGGUGAAGCGCAUGCUGUGGGAGAACGAGUUUCUGGACUGCGAGGCGCAGCGCAUCCGCGAGGAGAACAAGCUGUUCGUGGCCUACGUGGGCAUGCGGGCCCACCGCUGCCAGGCCACCGUGGUCACCCUGGACGGCCAGUACCGCCAGGAGCUGGGCCUGCUGCGGGGCCAGCGGGAGGAACUGGAGGCCACGUACCGGGACAAGGAGAAGGAGGUGCGGGCCCAGCUGCUCGACAUGGAGUCGCGCUUCGCCCAGAUGGCCCGGGAGGUGUCCGAGCUUCAGCCCUACAAGGCCCUGCAGCGGGAACAGCAGGCCCGGAUCCGGGGGCUGGAACGACAGCUGCUCCAGGCGCGCCUGGAGCACACGCGCCAGAUGCACCACAUCAAGAGCCGCUUCCUGGAGACCAAGGCGAGCCGGGAGCGCCAGGCCCGCCAGCAGAUCCACGCGCUGGCCCGGCGGGCGGAGCGGGAGGCCGUGCGUGCCCUCAUCCAGCACACGCAGGCCAUCAAGGCCGAGAACAACCACCUGCGGCAGGAGCUGCUCACCCUCAUCAACCGAGCCCGCCUGCUCUAUGACGCCCGGCAGGAGCUGCGGGAGCAGCGGGAGCUGCUCCGGUGGGAGAGCGGCUUCGGGCGGGACCUGGCCCAGGCCCACGGCUGGCUGCACCGAAGCCCCCGCCCGGACGUCGACCCUCCCGCUCCGCCUCCCCCAGCCCGGCCUCCGCCCGCCCUUCCCGGGCGAGCGGUCCGGCCCCCGGGGUCCCGCUUCCGACCUGGAGCGUGGCAAGGAGGAGAAGGAGGAGGAGAAGAUGGCACGCUAAGGGAGAGCGCCCUUCCCGGCCGUUAGAGCCGCAGAGGCGGGGAUGCCAAUAAAGUUCUCUACUGUAGAGC
Molecule: messenger RNA, 1399 nt
Organism: Tachyglossus aculeatus (Australian echidna)
Lineage: Eukaryota; Metazoa; Chordata; Mammalia; Monotremata; Tachyglossidae
Gene: CCDC166
Product: coiled-coil domain containing 166
Exons: 3
Coding region: 12-1355 (447 amino acids)
Source: RefSeq, a predicted model, not a curated record